AUGAUGGGCUUCUUCGGGGGCUCGUCGGGCGGAGACAACUCUAGACCAAGCUCUCCAAUUCCUGCACAACGCACACAGGGCGAUCAAGUUAUGAGCCGCGAGAACAGCCAGAAAGGUUCCCAAGUUGUCAACCACCGACCAAGAAACGAUACGUUUGGGGUCGGAGGCAACGGUCGUACAGCAGGGUGAGUCAGAAAAUCUUGCUCGUAUUAUCCGAGAUGUAGAUGAGUCUGACUCUAGCGACCGUCUUGCCAUCGCCUUCAGCGAUGACUACUCGACGUUUUCUGGCGCGUCUGGAGGCUCGGUCUUCGAUGACGAUCGUUCAAUGGCGCCUUCUACUGUGGCCACAUCCGUGUCAAUCGGUGGUAGUCUGGGCAAGAGUCCAAAAGAAGGCUACAAGACCCUGUCGCACAAGACGUCUUUCGGUGCUUCACCGAGGCCCAAACCGAGUGAGCUUGUCACGCAGCCCCCUUUGCCGUCCGGCGUCGCUGCGCGCCGUCAUAGUCCGAGUAGUCACAGCCCUGUGUCGACUACUCAUCAGCCGUCCAACUUCGACUCUGCCCUCCAGCGAGGCAACAUGAACAACACCGUGUCGCUUCAGCAGCAGUCUCCCUCCGUUCAACACAUCCAGCGGCAGGACUUGAGAGCUCCUAGCCCACCAAUACCUGCCCGUAAUCUGCCCAACGAGUCUUCCAAGCCGACCUCCGGCACCGUGGCAAGCUCCGGCGCUACUCGUCAACCUGCCACUGAACUCCAAGACACUCGAGAACCAGUGCAGCGCAGCCCGAGUACCUCGCAUUACAAUCAGACCUCGAACGACAUCGUCAGAGACGACGAUAACAACGCCACGAGCUUGGCUCCAGACAACGGCAGCGCCCUUGACCGCAGCGCUGUAAGCAAUCGUGGUGCUGUUGUGUCCGGGGACUGGUCCGUCGACCGUGGUGCUGCUGCCGGAUACGGCAACAUCUCGGCUUGGGACCAGACCGAGUAAGUUUUAGCCGCUCACAACGAGAUGGCCUUCAUCCGCUCGCCUAUUGACACUGCUUUUUGGAUCGUGCGUUAACAGGGCAUCCGCCUUCACUGGUAGCGACCCUGUUGCUCAGGCCACUGACUUUGCUGAUGGCGACAUCAUCUUUGUCAGCUCCGAGGCUGGCUCUGGUGCCACUCGUCAGCCUGUCACAAGAUUCAAGGUGAAUUGGUUCAUCGUUCACGGCUGCUUGCUGCACGGAUGCUGAUCAUGUGUGGGCCGAUCACGAUAGAUUCACGAAGUGAACCUGAAUGUUCACUCUGCUGUGCUUUCCGAGAUGGUUGAUGGAUCUCCUGAAGGCAAGGUCCACACGCUCGAGGAAGGUGAGCUCGCGUCGUGGCGUGGCACUAAGCCGCAGUCGCUGAAGUGCCUUUCAUUUCCACGGUGCUUGCCUUGCGCAGACAGUGGCACGCUCAAAGUCCUCUUCAGCCUCAUGUACAACACCAAUGCUCCUAAGAUGGGCAUGCAAGACUGGCAAGUCGUUCUGCGUCUGGCUCGAGCUGCGCAAAAGUAUGACUGUGCUCGCGCCAAGGAUGUCGCCGCAUCCUACUUUGCGGAGCAAGAACAGCUAGGGUACGUCACUCGAAUCGAUUGUGUGAUGUGGCACAACUGACUCAUGUGUCCGUUGGUCUUUCAGCUCGCUCUCGCCCUUCAUGACUUUCGCUGUUGGGUCUAUGUGAGCGACCAUGUACGCUUGGUCCAGAUCUUCUUGACGCUGCUGACUGAUUUGCGGCCGCCCCCGUAUACCGCAGGUACCAUCUGCCUGCGCUCGAAGAAGCUGCAGCGGAGCGUUCUGUCCGUUACGAUAUUCAUCGUCUUCCCGAGCUGGUGUGAGUCGGCAUUUGUUUUUAUUUCCCGACCGCCGCCUAGCGCUAAUUUGCUAUUGCCGCGUGUCGACCAGCUUCAAUUUGAUGGGCUUUGCAGCCUAUCAGAAGCUGGCAGCAUUCCAUACUCGUCGUCAGCAGCACUAUCAGGACACACUCAACAGCAUCACGGUCGAUCCGAAGGAGCUCGAAAGUCAAUGCUACCAGACUGGAGGCGUGUGCAUCAUCAGUCCUCUGACCAAACUCAAGCAGAAGCUGGCUUGGCCUAGACAAGCCAACAGAGACGGGUCGAGAAAGCCUAUCGAAAGUCGGGAUGUCAUGACCAAACUUCUCACUGAGAUUGGGCAGAUUGGUGAGCUGCUCUCCGAGCGUUCUGCUGUCUGCCAAAUUGAAAGGAAAGCUGAUCACCCGCCACUUUGCCAAUGGGCUGAUUACAGACUGCGGCACAUGCUCUCGAGCUUUGGUCGAAGCUGCUUUGCAGAUCCAGCUCGCGAUCGAGACCAUGCCUCGCUAUAACGAAGAUGAAGAAGAGAGCUUCUGA
This is a messenger RNA of Ceraceosorus bombacis, 2392 nucleotides long. The record is from the annotation of a GenBank genome assembly. NCBI's taxonomy places the organism in Eukaryota, Fungi, Basidiomycota, Exobasidiomycetes, Ceraceosorales, Ceraceosoraceae.